Messenger RNA from Ananas comosus (pineapple), 2111 nucleotides. RefSeq lists its product as uncharacterized. Gene Ontology annotation, molecular function: ATP binding; protein kinase activity. The transcript is spliced from 12 exons. The record is from RefSeq and is a predicted model, not a curated record. Gene Ontology annotation, biological process: protein phosphorylation. Lineage: Eukaryota; Viridiplantae; Streptophyta; Magnoliopsida; Poales; Bromeliaceae. Bases 397 to 1830 code for a protein of 477 amino acids.
ACACGGCCACACCUCCCACUAAGGGAGUUUGUUUCGCUUUCACCACUUGUUGGUGUCGCUCCUUUGCCCUCUUGCAGGAAGCACACAAAUCAUCCUUGGCAGACAGAUACCAAGCCCACCAAAAGCGAGCAGUCAAGACUCAAGAACCCACCACCAUCUGCCAGCCUGCCCUGCCUGCAAUCCUCCUCCGCCUCUCUCUCUCUCUCUCUCUCUCUCUCUCUCUCUCUUUCUUUAUCCCUCAACCACACACUGCUCUCACCUCAUCACCUCAAACAAAUCCCCCCAAGUAGAGAACAAGUAGAGGUGAAAGAGAGAUAGAGAUAGAGAUAGGGAUAGGGAUAGAGAUAGAGAGAUAGAGAUAGAGAGAUAUAGAGAUAGAGAAGGGGAGCAUUGGCCAUGGCUUCUUGGGACCUCCGAGAGCUCCCCCAGAAGCUCUCCGCCCACCUUACGCCUUGGAGCCGCUCAAUCCAAUUCUGGGUCCGCGCCGCCGACAUCUACUCUGGCUACAAGGCGUGCCAGCUCCGGACGGCGUUCGUGAGGGACGCCGAGAAGCGGGACGCCAUGUGGGAGCGGCAGCAUGAGGUCGCGGCGGAGAAGAUGUUCUCCCUCUGCUCCGAGCUCGGCGGGCUCUUUCUCAAGGCUGCUCAAAUUCUGGGUAAACCGGAUUUAGCCCCGGCAGCUUGGGUGAGAAGACUUGUCACAUUGUGUGAUAGGGCUCCGGCCACCCCGAUCAAAGUGGUUGAGCAAAUAUUGGAGAAAGAGCUGGGGAAAAGCUUUGGAGAGAUAUUUGAACAAUUUGACCCUGAGCCUGUUGGAUCUGCGUCGAUAGCACAGGUACAUCGGGCAAGAGUUAAAUGUGCAAAAACAGAUGUUGCUGUUAAGGUGCAACAUCCGGGUGUUCAGCAUUUGAUGAUGAUAGAUAUCCACAACUUGCAAGCAUUUGUCUUGUUUUUACAGAAAACAGAUAUUAAAUUUGACCUAUUUUCUCUUACCAAAGAGGUUGAGAAGCAGGUUGGGUAUGAAUUUGAUUUUCUCCGAGAAGCCGAGGCAAUGGAAAGAAUCCGGCAGUCCUUUUGUACUAACAACAAGAAGUCUCCUGUUUUGGUGCCACGUGUGAUGCCUGGCAUGGUGAGCAGGAAGAUCUUAGUAAUGGAGUUCAUCAAUGGGAUCCCAAUAAUGAAUCUCAGCAAUGAAAUAGCUAAAAGGGGUAUAGAUCCUGGUGGUAAGAUUGCGGCAAUGGCAAAGCAGAAAAUCUUAAAAAACCUGACGCUUGCUUAUGGCCAAAUGAUCUUGAAGGAUGGUUUUUUCCAUGCAGAUCCACAUCCUGGAAACAUCCUCAUCUGCAAGGACUCAGAGGUGGCUUUACUUGACUAUGGGCAAGUGAAGCAACUUCCCAAUGACUUACGGCUUGGAUAUGCAAAUCUUAUUCUUGCAGUCGCUGACAAUGACUUGUCAAGAGUUGCACAAAGUUACAAGGAGCUCGGUAUAGAAACCUUGGCUACAUGUGUGAAUGUGCAACAAGAACUGCUUCAACUAGCUCAAAGAAUGUUCGACACUAAACUUCCUCCUGGGGUAACAGUGAUGACACCAUUCUCUGAAGAAUCUUCAUUGAAAAAAGUGGCUGUUCGGAAUUUCCCGGAGGAGCUUUUCUCUGUUCUCCGUACGAUGCAAUUGUUACGAGGGCUUAGUGUUGGAUUGGGUAUCAAUUACUCUUGUGCAGAGCAAUGGAGGCCAAUUGCCGAGGAAGCUUUGUGCAGAGCCGGAAGACUAAAAGCCGAGGAUUUGAAAGCGCGUAAAAGGGGCUUCUUCAGAAGAAUAUUUAGAAGAUGACAGAUCCCGAGCACCGGCACAGUAUGAACCCUGAUCCUACUGCUCCUGCUCUUCGAAUCUUUCGUUGUAGAACAUUGUUGAUUACUUGCACAUUUAUUAAUGUCUUUAUUACAUGGCAUUAUCUAAUUUCUUUCCAUUUAUGUGAAUUAAAAUUUGUUUAUAAAACAAAUGCGACAAUGUUUAUUGUUAUUUUUAAGCGACGCUGCAGAUUUUCCGUAACGGUGCUGUUAUAUAUUGUUGAUAGGCGGACAUUUUAUUGAUUUAUGCAUGCACUUUAAUAA